GAUGCCUCUUUCGACGCCUUUGUCGAAGCCACAAUGGCCGAGUUCAAGACCCCAGGAAUGGCCAUCCUGGUGGUCAACAAAGAUCGCAUAUCAGCGAAAGGCUACGGCUACUCUGACAUCUCACAAAAGACGCCAGUGACACCGCACACCCUCUUCUAUGCAGCCUCGACCACGAAAUCAUUCACAUCUGCCAUGGCCGCACACCUGGUGGAGUCCACCGACCAUCCGACGAUCAAAUGGGAUACACCCCUCGCGGAGUUGAUUCGGGAUGAUUUCGUUCUCGACCAGUCGACUCCGGAAGGUCGAUGGGCUACAGACCAUGUCACUGUCGAAGACGCACUUUCGCAUCGGACGGGCUUGUCGGGAAACGACAUGAUUUGGAACAAUGGUGUGGUCUCUAAUCGGGACAUUGUGAGAGCUCUUCGACAUGUACCAGUCAAAUCUCAGCUGCGAUCAAGGUUCGCUUAUGCCAAUAAUCCUUACACGGCCGUAGCUCAUGCUGUAUCCACGACGCUGGACAGACCUUUCGGUGACCUGCUCAAGGAGAACAUCUUCGACCCGCUGAAUAUGGAGCACACCAUCUACUCUCUCGACGACGCUAGGACCAUAGUGGAGAAGAGCGACCAUGUGAACUUGGCUCGAGCAUACAUCUGGGACGACUCCUCUCAAUCUCACAAACUCACCGACUGGGACAACCUCCCUCCCUCCAACGGCGCAGGCGGCAUCAUCUCCAACGUUCUAGACUACAGUCGCUGGGUCCGGCAUCUCAUGAAGCCUUCAGAUCGCACUCUCGCUCUGAGCAAGAAUGCGGUCAAAGCCAUGCGUACGCCUCGGAUCAUGGUGCCGCCCGACGAAACCCAUGUGGGCGCGCAAGCCUACUGUCUAGGAUUAUUCUCCCAAGUCUACCGCGGCCGAGAGACCUUAGAGCACGGCGGCGCCAUAGGCGGGUUCAUGACGGAAAUGACUAUGGUGCCACCUACUGCGGAAGAUAUCAAACAAGGUCGCGGCGACGCCGGCUGGGCUGUCAUCGUGAUGCAGAACACUUAUAGUUCCGCGGCAGGAAUCGUGGUUUGGCACCUUCUGGACGAAUAUCUGCAAGUCCCAGUCGCCGAGCGACCUGACAGAGUAGAAAGGGCAAAGGAAAGACAGGUCAACGCCGAGGAGACUCUGCUGCCCGAGAACGUCGUGAAGCGACUUUUCGGAUUCACCGCUCCGGCAACUUCUAUACAGCCUGCAUUGGAUCUUGAGAGCUAUCAAGGAAUCUACAGUCAUCCAGCUCACCACAAGUUAAAGAUCACAGUCGAU
Molecule: messenger RNA, 1305 nt
Organism: Zymoseptoria tritici IPO323
Lineage: Eukaryota; Fungi; Ascomycota; Dothideomycetes; Mycosphaerellales; Mycosphaerellaceae
Exons: 1
Source: RefSeq, a predicted model, not a curated record